Molecule: messenger RNA, 2049 nt
Organism: Camarhynchus parvulus
Lineage: Eukaryota; Metazoa; Chordata; Aves; Passeriformes; Thraupidae
Gene: EMCN
Product: endomucin
Exons: 12
Coding region: 60-857 (265 amino acids)
Source: RefSeq, a predicted model, not a curated record
GAGUGAGAGCACUCCCUGCCCAGCUGCACAAGGGAGGGCUAACAGCACUACCACCAAGCAUGAAGCUCCUGGGGACUGCCUUCUUUUUCCUUUCUGUACUCUGUGUUUGCACUGUGGGAGAAGAUGGCAUUCAAACCACUACUGUCAAGACAACCACUUCUGCAGUAACAUCAAAAGCUGGGGAAUCUGUGACUACAAGAACUUCACAAGCAACGACAUCGACAGCAUCAGUGCUGACAACAGCUGCAGUCAGAGCUACAAAUGAAACUACCACAAGCAGCCCCACGUCUUCUUCACCUAAUGCUACAUCACAAACAACACAAGACACAACAGAAGAAACAUCAGCUGUGACUUCAGCAGCAAGUACAAAUCUCAGCACAACAAACACUACACAAUCAAGUGGAGCACAAUUGGCACAAAAUGAGAGUUUGGGUGCUGCACCUACUACGAGACAGUCUUUUACUUCUACAGUCUCUCCUAAAACAAACGCUUCUGCUUCCGGAACCUCAGGCCUUCCCAUGAGCUCUCCAACACAUUCAACAAAGCCAACUUCUGAAAGUCCUAAAAGCAGUGCUGGAAACCAGACUCAUACAGGGAGUAGUAUCAGCUAUUCUAAUGUUAUCUUGCCAAUUGUCAUCACCCUGAUAGUCAUUACCCUCUCUGUCUUCUCACUGGUGGCUUUGUACAAAAUGUGCCAGAAGAAAACUCCAGAGAGACAAGAGAAUGGCGCUGAACAGGCCCAGUCAGAUAAAGAAGGAGUCAAACUUCUUUCUGUGAAGACAACUUCUUCUGAGACUGGAGAGCACUCAUCUCAUGGGAAGAAUAAAACUCGGCAAAUCUUCACAUCUCAGCAAUAAAUAUAUGUGAAGCAGCCUGUUUUAUCAGAAUAUGCAAGAACAUCUCACCAAAGUUGUGUUUCAACGGGAAAUGUGGAGAAGCUGAAGCUUUUUACCAUCAGGACACUUGUGUGAAUGACCGGGUUUUGACUUCUAAAUCUCAAGCAUCUCCUUUCCCUUCUGGAAUGACAUGUAUUUUUUUUUUGAUGGCUUAAUAACUGGUAUACCAUGUAUAUUUAUUAUCUUCACAUAUAGUAAAAGCAGGGAAACAAGGUUGAAGAGAAUGUAAAAACAAGAUGAGUGAAGAUGAUGCAAAAAUUUGGAGAUGUUCGCAUAGUAGCUACUAAAAAUGUUUUCUGCACACACAGGAAGGAAUAAGUCAGCAUACUUUGUUGAACUUAUGGUAGCUAGGGAUAUUUUAGUUGUAUGUAGCAGAAUACAAACAGGAUCUGACCCUUGAAACAGGACUGGGCAAACAGCCACUAUGAAAAUUAAUUCUGUGAUUUGCAUGAGACUCCUCACUGUAGCACACGCUUUGCUUGUCAUAAAUGUUUACAGAGUGGGAUGCCUGGCUGAGAUGCUGAAGUGUGUGCUUCUUUUCUGUGAAGGGAGGAAUACACCUUGCACUGAGGCUUUUUGAAAUUGUGUAAAUUACUGAACAUAGUCCUUGCAAUGUAGCAGGCAAUAGCUGGUUUUCACCUGUUUCUUGGCUAAUUGCAUUAUGUGUGCUGCAAAUAUGACUCCCAUAUAGCCUGGGGCACACAGUGGGAAUCAGCAAGGUAAGCAAUUUCACAGAUGAACCUUCUUCCCUGUGUUCUGAGUAAUGCAUGGGAUCCCUGCAGGUUAUUGAAUAACUCUGGAAGUUCAAAGAGUGUUUCAAGUGCUAAUUACAGACACUCCUAAUUUGUACAGAGCCGGCAGUUCCAAAAUAUCAAGUAGUGCUUCUGCCUGCAUGUACCCUACCUUUCUAGAACUAUAAAUGUUUGAAAGUUGUAUUACUGUGAGCAUCUGCUCAGUCUCUAUCCACUGACUGUAGCAUUCCUAGAGUUACCUUUUUUUAAAUUGGGAAAUGGAAAGGAGACAACUGGUGGUCUAAGUGCAGGGCCAAGAUCUGGGACAAUCAUCUAAGUUUGGAUACCUAUUGAUACAAUGCUCUUGAGGACCUUUUCUCUCCAAUUUCCUUCUCUGAAAUAAUAAAACUUGUUUAGCAUGA